UUUGUGAUGUGACGGGUAUUUCAGGUGCCAGUGUGGGAAAGCUGGCCCGAAUCUUACCCUGAAAGUGGCAGGCUGUUAAUGGCGAGCUGGUCGAAUGACAGCCGGGACUGUAGUCAUCACUGGAGGAAUAUUGGCUACGAUUAUCCUUCUCUGUAUAAUAAUCGUGUUGUGUUAUUGCCGCCUGCAGUAUUAUUGCUGUAAGCGAGAGGAAUGGGAUGGAGAUGAGGAGGAGCCUGAUUUUGCAGUCCACCCACAUCUGCCAGCUGCCUACUACAACUACAGUGCUGGAAAUGGAUUUCACUUUGGCUCUGUAGCCUACCCCCAAGAUCACUUCCAGUCCAGACCUUUCUGUUCCAACUGCAAGCCACUCUUCUAUGUACAUCAGAUUGAAGAGAUUCGGAAUGGGGGUGAGAACAUGAGCUACACCUCUGUCAGUGAGGAGGAUUUAGAAAUGCUGACGAAUCCCCAGGAAUUGCCCCUAGGCAGGGUCAAGAUGGCCAGAGACACUUUUAGUAGAAGUCGAAGUAUCAGCACUGAUGUGUAAAGAG
Hypanus sabinus (Atlantic stingray) is the source of this 548-nucleotide messenger RNA. Its product is annotated as protein FAM163B-like. Lineage: Eukaryota; Metazoa; Chordata; Chondrichthyes; Myliobatiformes; Dasyatidae. The transcript is spliced from 3 exons. The coding region runs from base 95 to 544 and encodes 149 amino acids. The record is from RefSeq and is a predicted model, not a curated record.